Eupeodes corollae is the source of this 546-nucleotide messenger RNA. RefSeq lists its product as uncharacterized. The coding region runs from base 1 to 546 and encodes 181 amino acids. The record is from RefSeq and is a predicted model, not a curated record. The transcript has a single exon. NCBI's taxonomy places the organism in Eukaryota, Metazoa, Arthropoda, Insecta, Diptera, Syrphidae.
AUGCUAGAUCAAGAACAGCUAGGUGACAGGAAACCGUCUCAGUUUCUUCGACGAUUGAAGGAUUUAGCUGGCGGUACAAUGACUGACGAUGCUUUAAAGGCAAUUUGGAUUGAUAGAUUGCCUGUCCAAACACAAUCUAUACUUGCUGCACAUCCUCCUGGUACAGCUGAAAAUCCAACAAAUCUUGAUAACCUUGGUCUCAUCGCAGACAGAAUCAACGACGUCAUUCCACAGCAACAAGUUGCCAGCACAUCUAGCCACCCAAAUCCUUCAUUUUUGAGUCUCUCAGAGAAAGUGGAACAACUGGCUAAGCAAGUUGAAGCCAUGUACACGAACCGAGGAGACCAAAAUCGCAGGCUGGCAAGAUCGAGAUCACGCUCUCGUGCUAGGCAAAACAGAAAUCCAACACCAACUUCGAACGAGAAGAAAAACAACAAUCAAACUCGUUUUUGCUAUUUCCAUCGUAACUGGGGAUCUAAAGCAAGAAAUUGCCGCCCACCAUGUGAUUUCAACCAGCAAGCGGGAAACGAAAACGGAUGUCAUUGA